Messenger RNA from Gopherus flavomarginatus (Mexican gopher tortoise), 483 nucleotides. Its product is annotated as zinc finger protein 251-like. Bases 4 to 483 code for a protein of 159 amino acids. The record is from RefSeq and is a predicted model, not a curated record. The transcript has 3 exons. Gene Ontology annotation, biological process: regulation of DNA-templated transcription. Lineage: Eukaryota; Metazoa; Chordata; Testudines; Testudinidae.
CAGAUGCCAGUGAGCUUCGAGGUGGUGGCUGUGUAUUUCACCCAUGGGCAGGGGGCUCUGCUGGACCCCGCUCAGAGAGCCCUCUACAGGGACGUCAUGCUGGAGAACUACGAGACGGUGACCUCGCUGGGAUUCCCCAUUCCCAAACCUGACUUGAUCGCCCGGCUGGAACGAGGGGAAGAGCCGUGGGUCCCAGAUCUCCAGGCCUCCAAAGAAAGGAAGAGCCCAAGAGGCACCCACAAAGGUGAUAGGACGGUGAGUGAGAACCAGGAGGAGAAUCAGCAGGAGGAAGGUCCUGGGAAAGUGGUAUCACAGGAGAUGGUUUUCAGAAAAGCUGAAGGGUAUUUUUCCCAAUGCUUGGAACAGGGAAAUGCGUGGAGAGAUCGACACAGAUCAGAGAUGCAGCUGGGAAACUAUCUCAGGAAGAAACUGGAUGAAUCCAUUCAAGUGGCGGAGGAUGGAAGGAUCCCAAGGAAACCGUAG